Messenger RNA from Tetrapisispora phaffii CBS 4417, 1449 nucleotides. RefSeq names its product adenylosuccinase ADE13 (gene ADE13). Gene Ontology annotation, cellular component: cytosol. The record is from RefSeq and is a predicted model, not a curated record. Gene Ontology annotation, biological process: 'de novo' AMP biosynthetic process. NCBI's taxonomy places the organism in Eukaryota, Fungi, Ascomycota, Saccharomycetes, Saccharomycetales, Saccharomycetaceae. Bases 1 to 1449 code for a protein of 482 amino acids. The transcript has a single exon. Gene Ontology annotation, molecular function: (S)-2-(5-amino-1-(5-phospho-D-ribosyl)imidazole-4-carboxamido) succinate lyase (fumarate-forming) activity; N6-(1,2-dicarboxyethyl)AMP AMP-lyase (fumarate-forming) activity.
AUGACAGAAUACGAUAAGUACACAACCCCUUUAUCUUCUAGAUAUGCUUCUGAAGAAAUGUCAUCCAUUUUCUCUUUGAGAAAUAGAUUUUCUACUUGGAGAAAAUUAUGGUUAAAUCUAGCAAUUGCUGAAAAAGAAUUAGGUUUGGACGUUAUUACUGAUGAAGCUAUAGAGCAAAUGAAAGCCAAUUUGAUAAUUACAGAUAAAGAAUUAGCUAGGGCUUCUGCUCAAGAGGCUAUUGUGAGACAUGAUGUUAUGGCUCAUGUCCAUACUUUUGGGGAGACUUGUCCAGCGGCAGCAGGUAUUAUUCACUUGGGUGCCACUUCAUGUUAUGUUACAGAUAAUGCAGACUUAAUCUUCUUAAGGGAUGCAUACGAUGUGAUCAUUCCCAAAUUGGUUAAUGUUAUUGAUAGAUUAUCGAAAUUCGCCAUGGAAUAUAAAGAUCUACCAGUUUUAGGUUGGACACAUUUCCAACCAGCUCAAUUAACUACCUUGGGUAAAAGAUCCACCUUAUGGAUUCAAGAAUUGUUAUGGGACUUAAGAAAUUUCGUUAGAGCAAGAAAUGAUCUUGGGUUGCGUGGUGUUAAGGGUACAACUGGUACACAAGCAUCAUUUUUAGCUCUAUUCCACGGAAACCACGAUAAAGUCGAAGAGCUAGAUGAAAGAGUCACUGAAUUACUUGGUUUUGAUACCGUUUAUCCAGUUACUGGCCAAACAUAUUCUAGAAAAAUCGAUAUUGAUGUUUUAGCCCCAUUAGCGUCAUUCGCUGCUACAGCUCAUAAGAUGGCCACUGACAUUCGUCUAUUAGCAAAUUUAAAGGAGGUUGAAGAGCCAUUUGAAAAAUCACAGAUCGGUUCUUCUGCCAUGGCAUAUAAGAGAAAUCCAAUGCGUUGUGAACGUGUGUGUUCAUUAGCUAGACAUCUUGGUUCUUUAUACUCUGAUGCUGUCCAAACUGCAUCUGUACAAUGGUUUGAAAGAACUUUAGAUGACUCUGCAAUCAGAAGAAUCUCAUUACCUGGUGCAUUUUUAACAACUGAUAUUUUAUUAAGUACACUAUUGAACAUCUCCUCCGGAUUAGUUGUUUACCCAAAAGUCAUUGAAAGAAGAAUCAAAAGUGAAUUACCAUUUAUGGCUACUGAAAAUAUUAUCAUGGCUAUGGUCGAAAAAGGUGCUUCAAGACAAGAUGUGCAUGAAAAUAUCAGAGUUCUAUCUCAACAAGCUUCUGAUGUUGUUAAAAAACAAGGUGGCGAAAAUGAUUUAAUAGAACGUAUUCAAAACGAUGCUUUCUUCGAACCUAUAUGGAAGGAUUUAGACACACUAUUGAAACCAUCAACAUUUGUAGGUAGAGCUCCGCAACAAGUCGAGAAAUUUGUUAGUAGAGAUGUUAAGAACGCAUUAGAACCAUUCCAAGUUAUGAUUAAUAACGAAGAAGUUAAAUUAAACGUUUAA